Megalops cyprinoides (Indo-Pacific tarpon) is the source of this 2307-nucleotide messenger RNA. RefSeq names its product potassium/sodium hyperpolarization-activated cyclic nucleotide-gated channel 2-like. The coding region runs from base 1 to 2307 and encodes 768 amino acids. The transcript is spliced from 9 exons. Gene Ontology annotation, molecular function: voltage-gated potassium channel activity. Gene Ontology annotation, biological process: transmembrane transport; potassium ion transport. The record is from RefSeq and is a predicted model, not a curated record. Lineage: Eukaryota; Metazoa; Chordata; Actinopteri; Elopiformes; Megalopidae. Gene Ontology annotation, cellular component: membrane.
AUGGAUGGUAUGGGACCAGGCGAGGGGGCAACAGGGGCCCAAAAUGGGGCCUCCAAUCAACACAAAAAAGACAGCAUCCCCUCCCCAAGGUUCUCUUUCUCCCGGAGUUCCCUGAAGGGUGACGGAACUGGCAGGAGGCAGUCGUUGGGGAGCUCAAAACGGGACAGUGUCCACUUUGCCAAAGAGCGCACUUCUGCUUCUGCGGGGAUGAAAACCGCCGCCGAUCUGUACAACAUCAGCGCCGGGGACGGGGUGGGCAUGGAUCCGGACAUGGAGGACUUCAGGACACAACACCAUGGCAACUUCUUCCAGAGGCACCUCGGGGCGAUGCUGCAACCCGGGGUCAACAAAUUUUCCCUCCGCAUGUUCGGGAGCCACAAGGGAGUGGCCAUGGAGCAGGAGAGGGUGAAGUCCAUGGGAGUCUGGAUCAUCCACCCUUACAGUGACUUCAGGUUCUAUUGGGACCUUCUGAUGCUCUUCAUGAUGAUGGGAAACCUGAUAAUCCUGCCCGUGGGCAUCACCUUCUUCGAGAGCGAGAACACAGUCCCGUGGAUCAUCUUCAACAUAGUGUCCGACACCCUCUUCCUGGUGGACCUGGUGCUCAACUUCCGCACGGGCCUGGUGAAGGAGGACACGGAGAUCAUCCUGGACCCUCUGGUCAUCCGCUCGAACUACCUGAAGACCUGGUUCCUGGUGGACUUCGUGUCCUCCAUCCCCGUGGACUACAUCUUCCUGGUGGUGGACCUGGAGUCGCUGAUGGUGGCGGACGUGUACCGCACGGCCCGUGCCCUGCGUAUCGUGCGUUUUGCCAAGAUCCUCAGCCUCCUGAGGCUGCUCCGGCUCUCCAGGCUCAUCCGCUACAUCCACCAAUGGGAGGAGAUCUUCCACAUGACCUACGACCUGGCCAGCGCGGUGGUGCGCAUCGUGAACCUGAUCGGCAUGAUGCUGUUGCUGUGCCACUGGGACGGCUGCCUGCAGUUCCUGGUGCCCAUGCUGCAGGACUUCCCUCCCGACUGCUGGGUGGCCAAGAACCACAUGGUGAACGCCUCAUGGAGCGAGCAGUACUCCUUUGCCGUGUUCAAGGCCAUGAGCCACAUGCUGUGCAUCGGUUAUGGCAUCCAGGCCCCCUCCAACAUGACCGACGUGUGGCUGACCAUGCUCAGCAUGAUCGUGGGCGCCACCUGCUACGCCAUGUUCCUCGGCCACGCCACCACCCUCGUCCAGUCGCUGGACUCCUCCCGUCGCCAGUACCAGGAGAAGUAUAAGCAGGUGGAGGAGUACAUGUCCUUUCACAAGCUGCCAGCGGAGAUGCGUCAGAAGAUUCAUGACUACUAUGAGCACCGGUACCAGGGCAAGAUGUUUGAUGAGGAGAACAUUUUGGGAGAACUGAGUGACCCACUGAAGGAGGAGAUAGUGAGUUUCAACUGCCGAAACCUGGUCGACAACAUGCCGCUCUUCGCCAACGCGGACCCCGACUUCGUGCUCUCGGUCCUGACGAAGCUGCGAUUCGAGGUCUUCCAGCCGGGCGAUCUGAUCAUCCGUGAGGGCACGGUGGGGUACAAGAUGUACUUCAUCCAGCACGGCUUUGUGAGCGUGAUCACCCAGGGCAACAAAGAGACCAGGCUCAGCGAUGGAUCCUACUUUGGGGAGAUUUGCCUGCUGACAAAAGGCCGCCGCACGGCCAGCGUCCGAGCUGACACCUACUGCCGCCUGUAUUCUUUGUCGGUGGAAAGCUUCAAUGACGUUCUGGAGGAGCAUCCCUUGAUGAGGCAGGCCUUCGCGGCCGUAGCCGCGGAUCGACUGGACCGUAUUGGUAAAAGGAACUCCAUCCUGCUGCGACAGGCAUCACUGAGGAGAGCUUUGGCAGGGCACAGGAAGCCGAGUGACGCCGGCGGGGGCGGUAAGGGUGGAGGAGCAGCUGGUGCAACAGAGGGCAGCUCCUGGGACAACACUCUUGUGCAGCAAAUUGUCAAACAUGACAUCACGCCAGUGCUGGAUGAAGAAGCACCUCAGCCAGGUACUCCCAAGGCAACAGGCAACGGUCACACUGCCACCCCUAGAUCCACCACCGCUACGCCCGCUGCCCUGACGGAGCAGCAGCAGAACGAGCAGCAGCCCAUCUCCUUAUCCACAUCCUCUGUCUCAGUCUCACCUCCGCAUCCAGGGCCGUUACCCAGAGGAGACACCCCUGCACCUACUACUUUGACCCCCACUCCCUCGUCUGGUAUGAAUAACUUUGGACCCCGCUCGCCUCCAAACUCCGUUCGCCAAACCCUCUCCCACCUCCACCCCUCCCUUAUCCGCUAA